Messenger RNA from Eublepharis macularius, 900 nucleotides. RefSeq names its product phosphoglycerate mutase 2 (gene PGAM2). Bases 91 to 855 code for a protein of 254 amino acids. The record is from RefSeq and is a predicted model, not a curated record. Gene Ontology annotation, biological process: glycolytic process. The transcript is spliced from 3 exons. NCBI's taxonomy places the organism in Eukaryota, Metazoa, Chordata, Lepidosauria, Squamata, Eublepharidae. Gene Ontology annotation, molecular function: intramolecular phosphotransferase activity.
UCCAUUAAGGGUGCUGAUGCUCAAGGCAGGGCUGGCGCUUCCUUUAUUCGUGCUAGCCUUUUGCUGAGGCACUGUCUUUCUACCAGAGCAAUGUCACCCCACCGCCUUGUGAUCGUGCGGCAUGGAGAGAGUACCUGGAACCAGGAGAACCGUUUCUGUGGCUGGUUCGACGCCGAACUGAGCGAGAAAGGGAGAGAGGAAGCCCAGCGUGGGGCUAAGGCUAUAAAGGAUGCUGCUUACGAGUUUGACAUCUGCUACACCUCUGUGCUGAAGAGGGCUAUCCGCACGCUCUGGUAUAUCCUGGAUGGCAUCGACCAGAUGUGGCUGCCCGUGGUGCGCACCUGGCGCCUGAAUGAACGCCACUACGGGGGCCUGACAGGCCUCAACAAGGCUGAGACAGCAGCCAAGCACGGUGAGGAGCAGGUCAAGAUCUGGAGACGCUCCUACGACAUCCCCCCACCUCCAAUGGAUGAGAAGCAUGCGUAUUAUCAAAUUAUCAGCAAGGCAAGGCGCUAUGAAGGUUUGAAGGCUGGAGAGCUACCCACUUGUGAGAGCUUGAAGGAUACCAUUGCCCGUGCCCUGCCCUUUUGGAACGAUGUGAUUGCUCCCCAAAUCAAAGCUGGCAAGAGGGUACUAAUAGCUGCUCACGGCAACAGCCUUCGGGGGGUUGUCAAGCACUUGGAAGGAAUGUCCGACGCUGCCAUCAUGGAACUCAACCUCCCAACUGGGAUUCCCAUUGUGUAUGAGUUGGAUGACAACCUGAAGCCGACAAAGCCUAUGCAGUUCCUGGGUGAUGAAGAGACCGUGCGGAAGGCCAUGGAGGCUGUGGCAGCCCAGGGCAAAGUCAAAAAAUGAGAGGGAAGAACAGUGGGUUAAAUAAAUGGUUGAACCAAAAAAACA